This is a messenger RNA of Heteronotia binoei (common prickly gecko), 1791 nucleotides long. It is a transcript of the gene SMIM3, whose product is annotated as small integral membrane protein 3. Lineage: Eukaryota; Metazoa; Chordata; Lepidosauria; Squamata; Gekkonidae. The transcript is spliced from 2 exons. The record is from RefSeq and is a predicted model, not a curated record. Bases 250 to 432 code for a protein of 60 amino acids.
AGGCUUUUAAAUCCAAGGCUGCUACAGCAAUUAUGCUUCUUCAAGUAAGGGGAAGGAAUCCCGCGGGCAGCGUGAGACGUUCUCUUUUCACUGCACUAAGGAUUCCCUUUUCAGCGGGGAUCUAGCAAACUGGUCGGCGUGGCGGGCGUUUUGUCUUCCAGUCUCCUAGGAAAAAACAAAACCCCGACUGCUUUAUUGCCCUCUCUUCUUCGUAGACGGCGAUUCGCAGAGAGGAAGAGGAGGGGCAGGAUGGAUGCUGUGGGUGACAUAAUGCCCACACAAGUUCUUCCAAAACACAUCUUGGAUGUAUGGGUCAUUGUCCUGAUUAUUCUGAUCACUGUUGUUGUCAUGACAUCCUUAGUACUGUGCCCAGCAACAGUUGUGAUUAUUUACAGAGUGCGGACACACCCUAUACACAAUGGAGUUGUGUGAGACUUCCUUCGCUGUCACUGUGUGACUUCUUAUGAGAAACGUGUGGCUAAAAGGCAAUAGUCAACUUAACAAGCUUUCUCUGAUAUUAAGCAAGAGAACAUCAGCCGGGGCAUGGCAGCAACAUCUGGACUGUAGUCACGAGAAGCAUUGUGAAAGUCUGCUUAUCCAUUCAGGCUGUAACUCAUAAGUCUUAAAUCCAGGACUUUAUCUCCAUUGUUCAGAUGGCUCAGGAUCCCAAAUUUCCUAUUUUGGUUUCUUGUGCUGUACUUAAAACAAAAAUGUUUGCAUGUGUGUGUGUUUACUGAGCAAACUAAUCUGAAAAGCCAAGAAGAUGGUUGAAUCAGAUGUUGGAAAGGAAAUGCAAAAUAUCUAAUAAUAAAGACCUUCAGAUGGUUUCCAGAUGCAACUGCAUUAUAAGAACAACCUGCUUUAACUAUUCCAGUCAAAUGGCUGUUUGUGGAAGAACUGAAUGGAAUACUGUGACUGUUUGUAUCUGUACCCUUAUAUGUCUUUUCUGCAGAUUCUCUUAGUCUGUUACAGCAGAUGACAAGGAUCAGGAGGGGAGAUAGGAAUGCCAGCCUCCAGGUGGGACCAGCGGAUCACCUGAAAUUACAGCUCAUCUCCAGAGUACAGAGAUCAGUUCCGCUGCAGGAAAUAAAUGCUUUGGAGGGUGAGCUCUAUGGCACUAUACCCCACUGAAGUCUUCCCUAGGCUCCACCCCCAAAUCUCCAGGAUCCCAAUCUGGAUCUAGCAACCCAACCCUCCAUCACUGCCGCCUUGCGGUGGGCAGGGAGGAUCUGGCAACCGUAAGGAUUAAAGCUGUUUGCUGCCAGAGGUGUUGUUUAAGACAUGGCAAUGAAAACAAUGAAAGUAGAAGAGCUUCUGCUUUACAGCUGAUUUAGUGAAAUGGGGUGCAUAUAACAGAACUAAGAGCAGAAUGGGAGAGUCCUAAAGAAGGACAGGUGAGAUAACUUUGCUAAUGUCAGUACUACAUGCUGUGAUUAUUAAGAAAAUGCAUCUAUCUGUAUAUGAUAAAGGGUUUCUUAAAGCUUUGAGAUCUCUGAGUUAAGACAGAUAAUGCUGUGUUAGUGAUUUGUUCUGUAUGUGUUCUCUUUCUAGCAAUUUGUAAUUACUAGAAUUAUUAGAUAUCUCAUUUUCUUUGACAGAAUUGAUAAAUAUCUGUAUUAGCACAUAUUGUCUUGCACAAUUCUAUCUCUCUUAUGGUUGCUGCUGGAUUUCACCCAGGCCUCAUUUUGGGUAGGAGCUCACAGGAGUGGAGCUCCAGAACCUCUAAAUUUUAUUGUACUCUUUCUUUCUAUUUCCCCCCCUCCAAAAAAAAAAUAAAUUACUUGCAUCUGG